AUGGAAGCACUGCUUCGCCAGUUCUUUAAUAUUCAAGGCGAUGGUAGAGUGGUUAUUCAUAAUUUAAAUGCACUUGCGACUUGUGAUAGUGUUAAUGGUGGUGAUGGAGGAGAGGAUAAACAAGGAGUCGAUGAUAUUAUUACUAAUGAUAAUAUUGAUGAUGAUUUGCGUGAGAGGUUGAUAUUUUUUACAAAUCAAUUUACUAUAUUCCCAACUGGAAGGCAAUUAACAAGUCACUAUAACGUGCAUACAGCAACUUGUAAUCCCAUCAAAAAAAGGUGGCUUUUCGCAUCUCGUUCCGGCCCUCGAUAUAGUGACAACCCAAAGAUGGUAUCAAUUCUUGCGCUCAAGAAAUGGGCGGUGGAAGCUGCGAAUGAGAAAUCAGACUUUAAUUUCCUUCCAUCUAAACAUUUACUUGAACACCCACAUCCACCACUUCAUCCAUGUCAAGAAUUCUUAGAUGUUGAAUUCUGGACACGAAAUUGUCAAAUGAAAACUAUCGACACUGGUCGAUACAAAUCUUUUUCUUUGCCGGAAACUGUGUCAUUUCGUAUUUCUCCCGUGCUUGAGGGCGAAUACGUUUUUAAGAAUAUUAUAGAUUUUGUCGGAGCGGCUGUUACGAUUCUAAGUAAUCGCUACGAAUCAGAACCCACAUUUCCGGUUUACGCCACUUUUUUACCAAUAGAUUUGAUGGAGGCUAUUACAAAGAGAGAGAUUAUAAAGUAUAUCACUAAAUUACCCGAAUCGUACCGAUGUCCGGCUGAAAAAGUUGAUGGCAUUGAAGAAGAAUUGCGACGUUUGAAACAAUUUCGUAAUAAAAAAAUUAGUGAUAUCGCAAAACGAGAUCCUGAAACAAUUCAACGAUUCGUAACAAUUUAUAAAGAAUUCAAGCAGACGUUGCAUGAAAUCCGUGUUGCCGAUCCACCAUUCAUUAUUUGCUUUUCUAUGGUAGACUGGGAAUUCACUGUUAUUUGGCUUCGACAACGUGAACAUCCGGGCAUUCUCAAGUAUCUUCCUGGAUUUUCUCGACGUCCUUCUAUCUCGCCGAAAACUUUUCUUUGGCCUCGCUAUGAUCAUAUGAAAGAAACAUGGGUUCCAAAAAUUAUCUGCAACAAUCCGACCUGUUACCAAAGUCAAGGCGAAUCAACUGAUCCACAAAUAAUGGAGACUUUUCGCGAUUAUCGACAUCGCUUCAUCAAGAGACGUCAAGAUGGUACUUUGGGUGUUGUGCCAGAAGUCACAUAUAAUCUCAAAUUAUGCUCGCGUUGCAAAAAAGCCAGAUAUUGUGGCGUCUUGUGUCAAAAAGCAGAUUUGAAGAGACACAAAGUUGUUUGUAGUGACUCGUAA
This is a messenger RNA of Ambispora gerdemannii, 1347 nucleotides long. The record is from the annotation of a GenBank genome assembly. Lineage: Eukaryota; Fungi; Glomeromycota; Glomeromycetes; Archaeosporales; Ambisporaceae.